Molecule: messenger RNA, 1919 nt
Organism: Chara braunii
Lineage: Eukaryota; Viridiplantae; Streptophyta; Charophyceae; Charales; Characeae
Source: the annotation of a GenBank genome assembly
CUGGACCGUUCGAGAACGAGGUCGAUAGAUAUGGCGGUCUCUGUUUGCUGGGGGACGCUGUGUGGCUCUUUGUGUGCACUGUCCCUGUGGGCAUGGCGGCGGCUGGUCUUCCUGUCCACACUCUGCAGUUUCAUUGUCGUCUUCGUCAUUGUCGGUCAGAAAAUACCUGAGCGUCAUCGUUUCCCGUCUGCUGCUAUGGCUAUGGGCGAUUCCCUUUCCUCGUUUCCGACUUCCCCUGCUUUCUCCGGCAGUAGCGGAGGCUCGCCUGCUGGCGCCCAGAUGCAUCACAGUUAUGCCGACGACCGGUCGAUCGCUCCAGGAAAUCUUGACGAUGACGACGACCGUCCCCCCGACCGCCGGUCGCUCGCUUCAGCAAAUUUGUCGCCGUCCAUCGCGCUUUUCAAGCAGGAUUUGUUUGCUGAUGACGUCAACGGCACAGCUGGGACGCCGAGACCCGUGCUCGUGCACACACCCGAGGCGCCCUUCAAUGCCACCCCGUCCCCGUUCACGCCCGAUGAAUCCUCAGGAUGGGGUUAUUGCUGCGAUUCGUUUUAUAGAAAUGUAGUGUUUCUCCCCAACAGCACGCGACUUUUCGCUAUCCUCGAGCAGAGCUGCACCAUGCACAACGUUACUUAUGAACGACAAGGAAGCGGAGAAAACAGUGUGAUGGUAGAGUAUUCCAAUUUGACAGUUACCUUUAGAGAGAUGUCAGUGCGACAGGCAGAUCUGCUGCCUGUGAGGCAGGGGAGGAAGCCUCUAGCAGACGAUGCAGUGUUAAGCUACUGGUGGCCGGCGGACAGUACGGACGGGGAGAGAGUCUCGACUCCCAUUGUGUACCAGGAAGACAAGAACAUGUCGUUGAUGGCUACAAUCUACGGCAUGGACAUCGCCAAGACUGGCACGCACCUGGUCUUGGGCUCGUCCGGAUACCGCGGAUCCAUGUACCCAACGCCGCCAGUACUUACGUCGCUAUCAACGAUCAACGGCAGUCGAUCGCUCAUCAUGUCUCUGACGGGUGACGUGGAGGUGACUUCAGUUGAUGCGAUGGCUUUGGAUCCUAAUAAGACACGCCUCCUCGUCGAUGAGGGCUUCACCGUACCUAGCGAGUACGUCACCGGCGGCGGCGGAAUAAAACAGGACCGGAUCGUAUCUGCUGACGUGGACGAAUCUGGUUACCCGGUUAAGUCCGACGGUGCUGAGCGGGAAGGGUACCCUUUUCACAUCGUACACCGACUUGGCAGCCCGCCUGAUCCAAAGAAAAGCUAUUUUAGUGGCAUGGUUUACUUCAGCCCUCACAGCGUCACGCCUAGCGGAAGGUGCAUGUACCUUCUGGAUAGAUCCGAGGUGUUUGGACUCGAUCCCUCGACCUCCAGACUCACUCGUGUGCUGGGCAGUGGCAUCGAGACUAAGCCUCUUGAUUGGAUGACGACGUGGGCGUCGCCUUAUGGUAUCGCAGCGACAUCGGACGGCUGCAAUCUUUUCUUCAUACGUCAAGUUGAUUAUGCGUCUACCGAUGGUAUUGUCUGGGUGAAGACGAAAAGGCCAUGCGGUACGGCAUGGAGCGUGGAGGCUGUGGUGCGCUACGGGGAACCCGCGUACAACAGCUCGGGCUCCGACCCGGUCCUUAGAACGCUGGCCCUUCAGGAAACUGAAGGUCGGCUGUUUCUGUACGUCGGAUAUACGGACGGCCGCCUGUUCGAGCUGGAGAUUAACCGGUCCCAACUGCAUGUAUGCUCCGACGCAAAGCCACGUCUGAAGUCACCAUCCCUCUCUCUUCUCAUCACCUUUCUUCAUCUCCUGAGUUUCGUAAUGGCUUACGUCUUACUCGUUAUUGCCGUAUGAGAGAGAUCGCAGGAGAUGCAGGGUGCCGUAGCCCCAGCGUUUCAGGCCUGUUCCAGAUCUGCUAAUCUUUUGAAAUU